AUGCAUUGUGCUCUUGCAAUCCUACUGGCUACAGGAGAGAAAUCGCUGUACACAGAUCGUCUAGUUAUCACCAAUGAUGCAACAUCAAAUUCACACUAUGGCGUGUACAGUCCCCGAGGAAAAGGGUUUCCUGAACCAAGUGCAGACUCAGCUAUUUUUAUGACUAAGAGCAAUGUGAAAAUCAAUGGCACACACGUCAAGGCUUAUUGCUCCCUCAGUAUUCCAGGUCACGAGAUAGCUGAGAAAAUGGCCAACGGUUUGACUAAUAUUACCAAACACGCCCAUCGAAAUUUUGGCACCACUCCCCAGGCAGAAGAGGAGUGUAUGAAUUCAAUUAAAUCUCUGUCCAAGAGGCUCUUUUUUACGAAUCCAGUUAGCAUGAAAUCUGCAAAAGAAAGUGAUAGCUGCUCUCCUGCGCUGAUAACCAGUCUAGCCUAUCAAGACAAGUUUAAAGUGCGACAAGGCUCGGUCGUUUUGAACUUUCCUUUUAUUAAGAGAACUAUCUCUGUUGUGCCGGAUGAUGAUAUACCCAUGGAAAAUGUUGUCUAUGGUGGUAGCUAUUUCGAGGGAAACGUCUCUAGUCCCAAACAAGUACUAGCAUGGUACCUCGGUCAUCCGCACAUAUUUACGCGAGAUGAGGCAGACGAAUGGCAGGCCAUCACAAACGUUGGAAAAGAAUCGGAAAAUGGAGCGAUCAUCACCAAAUUUCUGUGGAAUAACGUCGGUCAGCUUUCAUAUCUCCGAAACUUUGUGGGCAACGUGACAACUUCGAGUGACCAGAAAACUGUCUUAGACCCGACCUACUCCACGGAUUGCCUCGACACUAAAGUUCAAGAAGAAGUUGCUGCUGAUAAAGUUCGCAAGAUUUUCAUUAAAAACCUCAGCACAAAACCUGCCAUUUGCUCGCUUGCCCUAAAAAAAUUGGGGACUUUAAAUUAA
This is a messenger RNA of Blumeria graminis f. sp. triticale, 939 nucleotides long. NCBI's taxonomy places the organism in Eukaryota, Fungi, Ascomycota, Leotiomycetes, Helotiales, Erysiphaceae. The record is from the annotation of a GenBank genome assembly.